Molecule: messenger RNA, 1011 nt
Organism: Verticillium alfalfae VaMs.102
Lineage: Eukaryota; Fungi; Ascomycota; Sordariomycetes; Glomerellales; Plectosphaerellaceae
Product: beta-lactamase family protein
Exons: 2
Coding region: 1-1011 (336 amino acids)
Source: RefSeq, a predicted model, not a curated record
AUGCAGCUCGUUGAAGAGGGCAUUUUGAAGCUCGAUGAUGGCGACCACCUGGAGAAGUUGUGUCCAGAGCUCAAAGACCUCAAGGUGUUGCGGGCUGACGGCUCGCUUGAGGCUAAGAAGAGGAGCAUCACAUUGAGAAUGCUUCUCACGCACACGGCGGGUUUCGGAUAUACCUUCUUCAACGAGCGGCUCAGAGACUGGGCAUUUCCGGCAGGAGUGGAUGAGUUCUCUGGCCGGUUUGAGGACAUGAAGACGCCUUUGCUCUUCCAACCUGGCGAGGGAUGGGAGUAUGGCGUCAAUAUCGACUGGGCGGGUGUAGCGCUGCAGCGGGCGACAGGCCUGACGUUGAACGAAUUCCUGCAGAAGAGGCUAUUUCAGCCGCUCGGAAUCGUCGACAUGUCGAUGAUUCCCGGUGAAGACAUGCGUUCAAGGCUGGCGUACAUGCAUCAGAGGGAUGCUGAUGGCACGCUGAGGCCGAGAGACCAUCUCCAGCGAUUGCCAUUGGUGAUCGACCCCAACAACAAUGACGAGGUCGCCAGCGUAUUCAACAGCGGUGGUGCCGGCAUGUUCGCGAGACCGCAGGAGUACUGCAAGGUCCUGGCCGUUCUCCUGAAUGAUGGCACUUGCGCACGGACUGGAACCCAGAUACUGCGCAAGGAUACGGUCGAUGAGAUGUUCCGUAACCAGAUCCCCGAGUUUCCCAACUACAGCCGUCAAGGGAUUCCGGCAGCAAAGCCUGACCUCACACUUCCCCUGGGCGAGUUGUAUCCGACGGCCGAUAACGCGCCUCAGGGUUGGGGCAUCACGUUUAUGAUGCCAAAUGCAGACGCAACUGGAAGGUCAAAGGGCGCAGGACAUUGGGCUGGAUUGGCGAAUCUGUGGUGGUGGUGUGACCGCGAGAAGGGCAUCGCUGGCAUGGUGGCGACGCAGCUGCUGCCGUUUGCUGACGGCAAGGUGCUGAAUCUGUGGGUUGGGGUUGAAGCUGCGGCGUAUGAAGCUCUUCGGGCGUGA